AUGAUUAUGAACAACCUGACGUUCGAACCGACAGAGUAUCUGAACGAUUUACUCGCUGUCACCACCAGCAACAUUGUGUCAUGCACGCGGUCGAAGCAAUCAGGUCGCCGUUAUCCCAUCACCCAUGGCCAGGAGGAUAAUGGGAUCUGCUCCGCAUUUCGACCUUCAACUUGUGUACUCUGUCGAAUUGGGCGACUGGUUGGUCUUACUGAGACCUUGUUUCUUUCGGUUGACCCAUGGUGUCUCCAAGGGGGCGAGAUGCCCAGUGUUUUAGGGCGCGAAUUUACUGACCGGAAAGUCCGUGGUUCGAAUCCGACCUCCGCCUCUCGACUUCCCCAGUCUAGGCUUGGGCAACCUGGCAGCAUCCCGACCCUCGUGCUUCCCCAUGGUGGCAUAGCGGGUGCUACAGCUGAACAAUGGUGUCUCCGAAACGCGCAUACAAACCACAUCAAACCAAUCGGUUCGAAUCCGGAUUCUUCUCAUCUUACUCUUCGUGAAUCUUGCGAUCCUGACGCAGUGGCUCGUGAUACCUAUGGUAUGGGAGUUAUUCCGUUAAAUAACCGUCUUUGCGCUAGUAAGUCAUUGGUCCGAUCUUCUCAUCUUACUCUUCGUGAAUCUUGCGAUCCUGACGCAGUGGCUCGUGAUACCUAUGGUAUGGGAGUUAUUCCGUUAAAUAACCGUCUUUGCGCUAGUAAGUCGAUUGGUCCGAUCAAGUUCAAUGCAUCUCAACACGGUGAACGAUACCUGGUUGUUGUGUUAGCAUAUGCUCUGGUAGACAUCGGUUCUGAGGAUAAUGUAGACAGCCUUUAUCAUGACUGA
Messenger RNA from Opisthorchis viverrini, 819 nucleotides. RefSeq lists its product as hypothetical. The coding region runs from base 1 to 819 and encodes 272 amino acids. The record is from RefSeq and is a predicted model, not a curated record. The transcript has 6 exons. NCBI's taxonomy places the organism in Eukaryota, Metazoa, Platyhelminthes, Trematoda, Opisthorchiida, Opisthorchiidae.